AUGCCCAAGAACAAGGGAAAGGGCGGUAAGAACCGUCGUCGUGGAAAGAACGAGAACGACAACGAGAAGCGUGAGCUUGUCUUCAAGGAAGAAGGCCAGGAGUAUGCGCAGGUCGUGAAGAUGCUUGGUAACGGCCGUCUCGAGGCCCUUUGCUUCGAUGGCGAGAAGCGUCUCGCUCACAUCCGUGGCAAGCUCCGCAAGAAGGUCUGGAUCAACCAGGGUGACAUUAUCCUUCUCUCGCUGCGUGACUACCAAGACGAAAAGGGCGACGUCAUCAUGAAGUACACCGCCGAUGAGGCCAGAAGUCUCAAGGCCUACGGCGAGUUGCCCGAACACGCCAAGAUCAACGAGACCGACACCUACGGCCACGAGGGCUUCGAGGACAACGUCGAGUUCGACGAGGACCGCGAGAGCGAAGACGAGAAGGAGAUCGAUGUCGACGAGCUCUAA
Messenger RNA from Aspergillus costaricaensis CBS 115574, 450 nucleotides. Its product is annotated as translation initiation complex factor eIF1A. Gene Ontology annotation, cellular component: cytoplasm. Lineage: Eukaryota; Fungi; Ascomycota; Eurotiomycetes; Eurotiales; Aspergillaceae. The coding region runs from base 1 to 450 and encodes 149 amino acids. The transcript has 2 exons. The record is from RefSeq and is a predicted model, not a curated record. Gene Ontology annotation, biological process: translational initiation. Gene Ontology annotation, molecular function: translation initiation factor activity; RNA binding.